Messenger RNA from Gadus chalcogrammus (walleye pollock), 1859 nucleotides. RefSeq names its product protein amnionless-like. The record is from RefSeq and is a predicted model, not a curated record. Gene Ontology annotation, cellular component: endocytic vesicle; apical plasma membrane. NCBI's taxonomy places the organism in Eukaryota, Metazoa, Chordata, Actinopteri, Gadiformes, Gadidae. The transcript has a single exon. Gene Ontology annotation, biological process: intracellular protein localization; receptor-mediated endocytosis. The coding region runs from base 1 to 1440 and encodes 479 amino acids.
AUGCUCCCCAGACCGGACGUCUUCCUCCUCGUCCUCUGCCUCUUCGGCGCCACGCAGGCGCUGUACAAGCAGUGGAUCCCCGACACCAACUACGAGAACCGCAGCAACUGGAACACGGGGGUGGUCCCGUGCGGCCGCGACCGGGUGGCGUUCCCCGCCCCGGGGAGUGUGUACGUGGAGACGGCCCACUCGGUCCAGGAGAUGAUCCUGCCCCCCGACGGCGAGCUGCUCCUCCACGCAGGGGCCGGCUUCUACGUCGGGGGGGCCGAGGAGCCGGGGUGUGGGGCGGGCGCGGAGGCCACCUUCAGGGACUCGGACGCCCUGCGGUGGUUCGACCCCGCCCUGUGGCGCGCCGCCCUGACCCCGGACGACCUGGAGACGGGGCGCCUCGGCGUCUUCUCGGUCCACGAGGAGAGCGUCCCGUGCGAGGGGGACGACGUGGUCUUCAGGGCCGCCACCUCCUUCAGGGUGGACACCUCGUCCAGCGGCGGCGUCGUCACGGUGAGGAGCGUCUCCGUCCUGGGGCAGACGUUCAGCCGCCAGGCGGACCUCGCCCGCUACCUGGGCUCCGCCUCCGGCCGCGCCCAGUUCCACGGCGGCUCGGCGCUCGCCGUGGAGCCGUCGGGCUGCGCCGACCCCGCCGGCUGCGUGUGCGACAACUCGGCCAACCGGGGCCGCAUCUGUGGGGGGGUGGCGUGCCCCCCCGCCCCGCCCUGCCGGCGGCCCCUCCGGCCGGCGGGGCACUGCUGUGACGUGUGCGGCGCCCUGCUCUCCGUCCGCUUCGCCCCCGGGUUCAGCCUGCUGUCCUACCGCCGGCGGGUGCGGCGGCUGUUCCUGGAGCGGCCCGAGUACGCCGCCGUGCGGCUCGCCAUGUCCCGGGUCCCCGGGGCCCCGCCCCUGACGGGGCUGCUGCUGGGGGGCGCGGCCGCCGACGACCGCAUCCAGGUGGUGGUCCUGGACGGGGGGGCCGGCCUGCUGGCCGAGGCGCUGGCCCGGGACCUCCUGGCCGACGUCGACGCCCACGGCGCCGAACUCGGGAUCCUAGGGGCGGAGGUCGGGGUGUCCUCCGGGAACGGCGGCGGCGCGGCGGGGGGCCUGGCGGGGGCCCUAGUCGGGGCCUUCUUUGGGGUCCUGCUUCUGGUUCUGGUCGGCGUGGGCGGGGUCGUCCUCAGGAGGAGGGGCUGGAGGCCCCCCAGCGUCGCCAUGCCGACCAUGCCUUCCAUGCCCGCCAUGCCGUGGUCCCGCCGUGCGACCGUCGACGAGGCCCUUGGGGGGCCCAUGGACGCUGGCUUUGAGAACCCCAUGUUCGACACGCCCGGACUGAUGCCCGCCGUACCGGGUAUCUACGGGGCGGAGAUGACCCCCAUCUCCAUGACGACGCCGGGGGUGUACUUCGUCAACCCGGAUUAUGAAGAUCACGAAACCGAUAUAACUGUUUGAGGCUAGGCUUAAUGAAACUGGUUUAACUGUUUGAGACCUGGCUUAAUGAAACUGGUUUAACUGUUUUAGACCUGGCUUAAUGAAACUGGUUUAACUGUUUGAGACCUGGCUUAAUGAAACUGGUUUAACUGUUUUAAGACCUGGCUUAAUGAAACUGGUUUAACUGUUUGGGCCUUGGCUUAAUGAAACUGGCUUAACGUUUUGCGACCUGGCUUAAUGAAACUGGUUAACUCUUUGAGACCUGGCUUAAUGAAACUGAUUUAACUGUUGGAGACGUCACUAAAUGAAACUGAUUUAAUAGUUUGGGACCUUCUCAAUCCAGGGGAAGAUUUUUUCCCUGUUGGUUUCUGUCCAAUACAUGUGAUUGAGACACAAAAUCUGCAAUGGUGAAAAAGUAAAUAAUCUCUGCAGCAUUACAU